This is a messenger RNA of Bacillus rossius redtenbacheri, 2145 nucleotides long. RefSeq names its product ubiA prenyltransferase domain-containing protein 1 homolog (gene heix). Gene Ontology annotation, biological process: vitamin K biosynthetic process; menaquinone biosynthetic process. Bases 348 to 1298 code for a protein of 316 amino acids. The transcript has a single exon. NCBI's taxonomy places the organism in Eukaryota, Metazoa, Arthropoda, Insecta, Phasmatodea, Bacillidae. The record is from RefSeq and is a predicted model, not a curated record. Gene Ontology annotation, molecular function: prenyltransferase activity. Gene Ontology annotation, cellular component: endoplasmic reticulum; Golgi membrane.
GCCGUGUACGUCAUCAAAAAUGGCGGAUAAAAUAAUGUAGUGUUGAUGGAUACGUGCUUAAUAACAUUUUGUUAUUGGAAUCACGAACAAUGAGGAAUGUGUGGUGUGGUAGAAAUUACUGGCGAUUAUCUUGAAAUGGCGAUUAAAACAGAGUGGUUUAAUUAAAAGAAAAUAGAGGGUUUCUGUAUCUCAAACGUGCUGUCAGGUACGAUGACGUUUAUAACCUCAAUUGAAAGAUGAAUAUACGUGCGAGGGUCGCAGCAAAGCACUGAUACAGGCAACCGUGGUACAGUGCAGUUAAGCGUGUUUCGCCGCAAGAGGGCUGGUCGCGUUGAGUCGAGCGAGACAUGGCCGGAACGGAGGGACCCCGCGCGGGCCCGGAUAAGCCCUUCUUCAUGAUGAAGGUGUCGUCGUACCUGCUGGCGCUGCGGCCGUGGUCGCUGAGCGCGUCGCUCAUGCCCUCGCUGCUCGGCAGCGCCGUGGCCUACAAGUGCAGCGCGCCCGGGGACUUCAGCCUGCUCGCGCUGCUGCUCACGCUGUUCACCGUCGUGUGCGUGCACGGCGCCGGCAACGUCGUCAACACCUACUUCGACUACGUGAAGGGCAUCGACGGCCGCAAGAGCGACGACCGCAUCCUCAUCGACCGCAUCCUGUCCAAGGACGAGGUGGUGUCCCUGGGGGCGCUGCUGUACGCGGCGGGCUGCCUGGGGUUCGUGUGCCUGGCGGCCAUGUCUCCGGCGCGCAUGGAGCACCUGGCGCUCGUGUACUUCGGCGGGCUGUCGGGCUCGUUCCUGUACACGGGCGGCAUCGGCCUCAAGUACAUCGCGCUGGGCGACGUGGUGAUCCUCGUCAUCUUCGGGCCCGUGUCCGUGCUGUUCGCCUUCAUGGCGCAGACGGGCCGCGUGGAGUGGGCCAGCGUGUACUACGCCGUGCCGCUGGCGCUCAACACGGAGGCCAUCCUGCACAGCAACAACACGCGCGACCUGGAGAGCGACCGUGGCGCCGGCAUCGUCACGCUCGCCAUCCUGAUUGGCCGCACCGCGUCCCGCGUGCUCUACGCGUUCCUCGUCUUCACCCCGUACGUCAUCUUCGUGGUGCUCGGCCUGCGGCACACCGCCUGCUUCCUGCUGCCCUUGAUCACGCUGCCCGAGGCCUUCCGCAUCGAGAAGAACUUCCGCUCGGGAGACACCAUGCAGGACGUUCCCAAGAAGACCACCAAUCUCAAUUUGAUAUUCGGCUUGUUGUACGUUCUGGCAGUUAGUCUUGCUCCUAGGAACAAUUUACCGUUCGUUCAAUAAGUAGCCCGGGGCCUAGGUGGAUGUUUGAGCAUCUGAUAUCUCGCUGUAACAGAUACGGCUGUCGCUGUUUAUGAUUUGUAAUGUUCAGUCAUGUAACGGGAGCGCUUUUCUCUUGCAACAAGUAUCCCGAGUGCCGUAGCUAGGAUCAUGCCUUCGGUGUUUUUUACUUUUUAUAAUGCUUCCGGCAGACUGAAAAGCGAUGAUACAAUCGACUUGGGGCAGCGUUCCGAGGCAGCUUUGUCCCCCGCAGGGAGGCGUGGGCUCUUGUACCGGGAACACUGCACUUGGCUUUCCGUGUGUUCGACAAUAACCUGCUGCACUUGUUCUGAUGCAAAUGCAACACCUUUAGAGACUUAGGCCUAGGAACUAGCAAUUUGUACUAACCAGAAAUGUAUAUGUUUUAAAUAACUGCCAGUCUACGUAUGAGUUGUUAACGUACAGAUUAGGAAUAAUGAAGUGGUAAAGCAUUUUAUAGAUGCUUUUUUUUUUGUUCACCCACGCCCCCUGGUUUUUGUAUUCUUUGAUGUUAUGUACUUACUGUCUGUUGAACUGUGAUCUUCUUUGGAGCAGAAGAUUGCAAAAUAUGUUCCGCGAUGUUACCGCUCACAAUAUUUUGUGGAACAGUGGAAAAAUAAUUUGUAUUUUAAUUAAUUUUUUAUUUCAUAUUUAUUAAUAUUUAUGUUGUAAUAUAAAGUUUUAACUAACAUUUGUACAAAUUAUAUAGGUGAGUAUUUGAAGGACUUGGUGGAGAGAAAAGAAAUGAAAAUGACUCAGUGUGAUGUAGUAUUCUUACAACAGCUGUACCUAAUUUUUGUUUUCUGAAAGAAAGAGGUUACAAGUACUAAAA